CUCGUCAAUGCCCAGAUGCUCUUCUCGGUCGUCAAGGUAGUCGCUCUUUUUACUUUCCUUCGCAGCACAGACAUACUCACCACAGUCGCUCUCUUUUGCGCUCGUUGUUCUUCAAUUCUUUGCGCGUAUCGCAUACUCUUUCAUUCUUCGAUUCCUAGAGACCACUACUGAACAUACACUGCAACGAUGAAGGUCUCUACAACAGCGAUCACAGCACUUGCAGCUGCGUCUCAAGCUGCCGCAUCUUGGACCGAUUGGGUCGACCCCGAUGCUACGGUCACCAGCACCGUGACGCAAACCCACACUUACUGCCCUUGCAAUGGCGAAGUUUCAUACACACCAGUAGACCCUGACUACACCGACGUGGUUGUUUAUACCACAGAAACGGGCACUGACUACACCGACGUGGUGGUCUACACGACGGAAUCAGGUGAAGCUGUUGCUCCUGCUGCUGCCACUACACCUGCUGGCACCACAAUCACCAAGGCUGGCGCCAUAGUGGUCGUUUUCGAGACCGAAGGGUCCACCAGUACCAAGACAGGCAUGGCUAUCGAGUUGAUCAUUGCUCCUACUGGAACAGAGACCGAGACCUCAUAUGUCACCAAGACGGUCUGGACCGGAGCGCAGCCCACCAACGACCUGGAAUGGGUCGAUUGGGACGACUCCAGCGAUGACGACGGAGCCACGUUGACGAGGACACACACGCUCGUCACUACGCUCUAUGAAGCCGUUGAUGCUUUCCCAACAGAGACCGACACUGAGUCAUGGGCUGAUUGGGCUGCCACGACCAACACCUUCACUGUCACAACAGAAACCAGUGUUACCCUCUAUCCCAGCUCAAGCGGCAAUGCUGUUGGUCCCAUCGGAGCUUCCAUGAACUCUUCAACCUCCUCGUCUGCAAGUGUUGCGCCCGUCUUUGCCAACAGCACCAGCACAAGCUCCAGCAGCACCAGUGUUCUGGCCCCAGUCUCGGCGAAUUCCUCCAUGACUUCGUCUUCCAGCUCUUCGUCCACUUCUUCAUCCACCACUACCUCGUCUACCUCAACAGCUACCACAGUCGCCGCUGGCGAAACUAUAGAGAUCAUAGUCACUAUAGAUAGCACCAAGAAGAACAAGCGCGACACAUACUACGUUGGCAUCAGCGACGACAAUGUCGCUGUAUUGGGAAGCCUGGCUAAUGUGGCUACCUUCAUUACUGGCGACGACGGUACUCUCCUCUAUGGCGCUGACUACCUCGGCUCUAACCCUACCUCUGACGACGCGGCUGCAUACCUUGAGGUCUUCACCAGCAUACCCACCGACUCCGUCUGGCUGAUGGACGCCUCUGGUAUGCUCACCCUCUCUGAACGCCAAUUCUGUGUCCUGUCUUCCUUGACACUCGAGACUGUUGAUGCCGCUGGUGACAACUGUGAUGGAACUCUCGUGACCUUCACUGCCGUGUCUGCCACCACCUCAACCUCAACAAGUUCGUCGACCACUACCUCGACCACCUCGUCGUCUUCGUCUAGCAGUACCAGUGUCCUGGCACCUGUGUCUGCGACCACAACGAGCACAACGAGCACCACGAGUUCCAAGACUUCUUCCAGCUCUUCGUCCACUACUUCAUCUACCUCCACCACGAGUUCCAAGACUUCUUCGUCCACUACUUCAUCCACUUCCACCUCCACCACUACCACUACCACCACAACUACCUCUUCUGGAAGUCUGCCGACUACCACUGACAAUGUCACUGGUGAUGACUAUGAGACUGGUAUCCUGUUCGCGCACAAUGUUCACCGUGCCAACCACUCUGCCUCGGAUCUGACGUGGAACGAUGACAUGGCAACCUAUGCUGCCGAAACUGCUGCCACCUGCAACUACCAGCACAACCUAACCGCCGGUGGUGGUAACUAUGGUCAGAACAUUGGUGCUGGCUACACAAGCACUCACGUACCAAUCAUGAUUGGUAACGACAUGUACAACGCUGAAAUGCCCAACUACCCAACGCCCUACGGCGAGGACAACCCUGAUACCAGCGACUUCAGCAACUGGGGUCAUUUCUCGCAGAUCGUCUGGAAAGCCACCACCGGCGUUGGCUGCGCUACGCAGUACUGUGACACUCUGGAAGGUGCAACCUUCACCAACUACUUCACUGUUUGCAACUACUAUCCUGCAGGCAACGUUGGCGGCGAAUAUUCUAACGUUGGUGCACCACUUGGCGAGGACGUGGUUGUCAUCGAGGUUGACGAUUAGAUAACUGAACUGGUGGCUUGGAGCAAAUUAUCUUGGAAGAUACCCUCAAAACAACCCGGCGUUGUUAUGGCAAUAUUAAUCACAUGGAACGUCUAGCAUUGCAUUGUACAGUCUGCAAUGAUUGAGUUGCAGAAGUCAGACUUGCAUUUCAGAUCAGACAUUCUCAGCUAAUGAGUGGGCGCAUUCAUUCUAUCGGAGUCAGUUAUCGAUUGCCAGUGGCAGUCGACUUGGAGGAUGGUCAUGCGUAAAGCACGACCUUGAAUAGUUUGUAAAUAAGUAGCUUACGACGAUUGUACCAAAUGUUGAAAAACUAUCUGUUGAA
This is a messenger RNA of Exophiala viscosa, 2554 nucleotides long. RefSeq lists its product as uncharacterized. Gene Ontology annotation, cellular component: extracellular region. The transcript is spliced from 2 exons. Bases 187 to 2232 code for a protein of 681 amino acids. The record is from RefSeq and is a predicted model, not a curated record. NCBI's taxonomy places the organism in Eukaryota, Fungi, Ascomycota, Eurotiomycetes, Chaetothyriales, Herpotrichiellaceae.